UAAACGCAAUUCUAAUUAUUAAAUCAGUUCUUGCUUCAGUACGAACAAGUAGCAACAUGUUUGUGUUUCAUGUUUUAUUUUCAUUAUUUUUGCUGUACUUUGUCGGAUCAGAAGCAUCACUGCAAUGGCCACAAGCAUAUCAUUUUAAAGCAAUUCUAAAAAUACCGUCAGCGAAUCUGAUAGAACCUUAUGAGGUUUGGUCAAAUGGCGUUGAGGGGCAUCAAAGAUUUGACUUUUACAUGGGAAUGUCUAAAAUGUAUAAGAAACGACACGGAAAAGUUGAUAAUGUCAUCCAGUUCCAAUACUAUUGGGUAACCCCCGACUCGACAACUGUGAAUGAAAACGAUGUAGUUUGUCGCCAGCUAAGCCAAAACUCUAAUGAAGUGAAGCGACUAACAUAUUAUUCGCCGCCUUCUACGCGCUAUUAUAAGGAAACAGGUCCUGACGUAAAUCAUACCACAAAAUGGGAGUAUGAGUCCACACAGCCGCAAUAUGGUGCCGUUUUCAAAUACGCCCUCUGGACGACUGGAAACACCAAUGAUUCCAAUGAAUGGGUACCUGUGAGAUACGAGUACAGAAUGUUCUACAUAGGGAAGGAAAUCGAUUUUAUUCAGCAUACAUAUGAAUACUUCGAUCGGUCCAAACCAGACGCCGAUGUCUAUAAAAUCCCACGCAAUUUUCGGUGCAAUUCUCCCUUUUCAAUAAACAACGAAAGAGACGAUGAAAUCCGAUUAGACCUGGAAAGCCCUAUUUUUGAACAAAACACGAUGGAAUUAUUUGAAAGGUUCAAGUUUUCACAUAAUAGGCAAUACAAAAACAACGAGGAACACUUUAUGAGGCUAUCUAUGUUCCUAAAAAAUAUCAGAUACAUACAGUCUGUCAACAACCAACAAGGAUCCUACAAACUGGCUAUCAACCAAUUUGCAGACUUGACAGAAGAAGAGUUAUCAUUACUAUCCGGUACUAAAGUCAAACCGGAACUUGGCAAUAUGACACAUAGCUUUUUAGACAAUGAUAAGGACAGUAAAGACUUUGAUUGGAGAUCGUAUGGUGCAGUGACGCCAGUUAAAGAUCAGACAGUUUUAUGCGGGAGUUGCUACGCGUUUACAGUAUCUGCAGCAGUCGAAUCUGCAGCAUACAUCAGUAAAGGCUGUAACGACUUGGUAGAAGCCAGCGAACAAGCCAUCAUUGACUGUUCUAAGGGUAACAAUGGAAAUGGCAACCAGGGAUGCAAUGGUGGAUUUUUGAGCUCUAGCCUAAAAUGGGUUAAAAAGAAUGGCAUCCCCUUAAGGAAAGAUUAUGGUCCGUAUUUGGCUAUGGAGGGGUAUUGUCAUUUGAAACAAACUCAAUUGAUGCAUAUAAACAAUUACGAAAGAUUAUCAAACGAUGUCAAGGCCAUAAAGGCCGCUCUUCGCCAGCACGGGCCUCUGGCGACCGUGAUGCAUGUCCCUGGGUCGUUGUUUUACUAUCGUUCCGGAGUGUACAAUGAUCAGACUUGUUUAUCAACCCCUGGAAGUCAAACACACGCCGUGCUCAUCGUAGGCUACGGUAAAGAAAACGGGAAAAGGUACUGGCAGAUGAAAAACUCAUGGGGCCCUAAAUGGGGAGAGGAGGGCUACUUCAAACUAGAUAUGGAGAAGAAUUUGUGUGGCAUCACGAAUCUGGUGUACGCUGUUGUUGAUCCGAAUUCACUUAGAAAAAACUGUAAGAAAGGUAGCUUGGAAAUUUAGUUUAAAAGAGUUAUUAAAAAAAUUAAAAUUAAAUUAAAAUUAAAAAUUGUUUAUUCAGUUUCAGUAAUCUUUUACAAUGUACAAAGGUCGGUGUCUCUUUUUAACCGCCUUCCAAAUCUCAAAGGAAGGGGUUCUCAAUUCGUCUGUAUUUUUUUUUGUUUUUUUUUAUUUUUUUUAAUGUUUGUUCCUCGAUAUCUCCGUCGUUACUGGACCG
Molecule: messenger RNA, 1944 nt
Organism: Leguminivora glycinivorella
Lineage: Eukaryota; Metazoa; Arthropoda; Insecta; Lepidoptera; Tortricidae
Product: cathepsin L-like proteinase
Exons: 14
Coding region: 57-1730 (557 amino acids)
Cellular component (GO): lysosome
Molecular function (GO): cysteine-type endopeptidase activity
Source: RefSeq, a predicted model, not a curated record